This is a messenger RNA of Closterium sp. NIES-67, 1744 nucleotides long. The record is from the annotation of a GenBank genome assembly. NCBI's taxonomy places the organism in Eukaryota, Viridiplantae, Streptophyta, Zygnematophyceae, Desmidiales, Closteriaceae.
GUGGCCAUAAUUCACCAUUGCCGUUCUUGCAUCAAUUUCGAACCACUCUCAUGCGCCAUAGGCCAGUUCUCGUAACAUACACGUAGAAUAAGGGCAAAUGAGCGGGAUGUCGCGCGUCUUCCUGUGCACAGUGCUGUGUCUCCUGCUGCCGGACUGCUGCCACUUACUGGCAGCGCGUGCCGACAGCAACGCUUCAAAGGCAGUCCAGGAAUUUCUGCCCGCGCGUCCGGGCAGCCCGCCAGGCAAGCUUCAUCCGACGCGCAUUCGCGGUCUGCGUGACGAUGGGGCAGACGACGAGAAACAUGGAGACUACUCGAAGGCGGGGAGACACGUAGGGGGCGAGAAUCACGCAGACGAGAAAGCGGCGGGUAGAAGGCGGGUGGCAAGAGAGGCUCGAGGAAGAAGGCGGGGCGUAGCAGACACUAUCGGCGCUUCAUUAGGCGCUCGAUUAGCGGAUCUAAAGCCUUUCAGGAAAGCCCCCGUGGCACGGCAACGCGCGCCAGCAGCAGCAGGAGCAGCAGAGUUAGUAUCAACGGCAGCCAAUGGCGGCCCGCCAUUUGGCAUUUCGCCGCACUGGUGCACGGACGGGCGGUGCGGCGUGCUGCACAAACCGAUCCGCGUGUUCGUGCUGUGGUACGGCGCGUUCUCCGACGCCCAGAAGCGCACCGUUCGCUCCUUCGUCGCGUCGCUCAGCCCCAACGCGGAGACCGCCGUCACCGUGUCCCUGUGGUGGAACGUGAACCGGCUGUACCACGACGAGGCGCGGCGCAGGGUGACGGACGCCGUCACGUGGGGCGGCGAGACGGACGACGCGGGAUACUCCCGAGGGACCACGCUCUACGACGCUGACGUCACCGCGCUAAUCGCCGACGCCAUCACGAGCGGGCGGCUGCCUUAUGACGGGGAUGCAGUGUACUUCGUGCUGUCAGACGCGAGUGUGGAGCAGGCGGGCAGCGAGAGCCCUCAGGCAGACCGCUUCUGCGUGGGCUUCUGCGGGUGGCACUUCUUUGGGUCCGCGCCUGGGCUCGGCACGUUCAUAACUGCGUGGGCGGGCAAGGCUGAUCAACAGUGCCCCACAGCGUGCAUAGCGGCGGGCAUCAGAGACAACCCUGCUGCUGCCCCCACGGGCGACCCCGGCAUGGACGGGCUGCUGUCCGUCUUCGCCCACGAGCUCGCAGAGGCCGCCUCCAGCCCCUUUGUGUCCACGUGGUUCGACGGAGGCGGCGAGGAGAACGCCGACAAGUGCUCGUGGAUGUUCUCUCCCAUUCUCACGGACCCUUCAGGAGCCAGGUACAACCUGGUGGGGGUCAACGGCUCCAAGUUCCUCAUCCAGCAGAACUGGGACCUCACCUCUGGCGCCUGCCAGCUCGCCCUCCCGUACCCACAGCUCCCCUCCUCUCCUCCACCUGCUGCCCCUCGUUUCCUGCGCCCGCUGCCUGCCUCCCCUCCCCCUGCCGCGCUGAAGCAAGCGGCUAAGGGCUUCGCUUCCAAGAUGAAAGCACUGCUGAAAGGCAGAGGUAGAAAGGAAAGGAAGAGGCCUCCACGGCCCCCUGUGGUGAGAGUCCAGAGCACAGGUAAAUGCACUUAGGCAAUGGCAGCAGCAAGGAGUCACAAAUUCUUGUGGUGGUACCUACACCUGGUGUACACCUCAUGCAUCACACCCUCUUUUCUGAUGCACGUUUGUCUUGUCCGUGAGGCACUAACAACACACUAAUGUCGCACCCAGUCGUAGUAUAAACUUGUG